CUGACGUCAGAAAUGUAAGAAAUGGCAGCUGGAGGCGACUGGGCUUCACUGCCCAGUGUUGUCCUUGAGGAUAUUUUUUCGAAACUGUCACCUAAAGACAGAAUCAGAGCCUCAUCAACGUGUCAUAAAUGGAGGGAAUUCCUGUUUCUUCCUCAAUUUUGGCCUGUGAUAACCUUCAAUAUGAGUUACAAAAGCCGACCAAGAUCCAGAUUUUUUAGUUCCAAAUGCGCGAAAUUCGUGAAGGAAGUAACCAUCGAGUUCAAUUCAACCAGAUGCUCUCAGGUUUGGGAUUGUACUCGGUUACUAGAACUGUUAUCUAGAAACGGACAGUUGGAAUGUGUAUCGCUUCGCCCUUCCAAUUGCUACAUUGAUGGUGGAGACGGUAGUUUGGAAAGUUUCCUUGAAUCCUUGCGCUUAGUGGUGAAAAGAAACAGACGCCUGCUCCACUUAUCUCUUGGUUGCACUGAAAUUCUGUUAAAUAAUUCUAAAGAGGUUUUAAGUCUACUGGUGAAGCAUCAUGCUCCAUAUCUUCAGUCCCUGCACUUAGCAAGUGUCAAAGAAGAUUCUGGUUCUUAUAAUCUCCCAUUUAAUAGACUGGACAAUAUUUCUGCUUUUUCAAAUCUUCGGUCUUUGAGCAUGGACUAUGAUUUUCUUACUCCUCACUUAAUGGCAAGUUUGGCUCAUCGUCCCCACACAUCCCUAUCUUUGCAAUGUCUUAGUAUCCAUGUUCAUCGAGCAGGCCAGCAACAGCCAACAGAGGCUAUGUGGAAAGAGCUGAUGGAAGCUAGUCCCAACUUGGAGCUAACAUUGAACUUGGUGCACUCUAUUGAAGGUGUCCAGAUGCUCCUUGACAUUUUAAAACCAUCAAUGCCAUUAACACACUAUCGACAGUAUUUUUGUGGAGACAUUAGUGUAGCUGCACUCAAUAUUAUUAGUAAUCAUUACCGCUCUACUCUGAGAUCUUUAACAAUAGUAGAAGCUAUUGAAAUUCAACCAAUCAAUUACAACAACUACGAUACAGAAGACCCGUUUGUGAUGCUUGCCUGGCGGUGCACUAGACUGGAAGUUCUUAAACUGAUUGGAGUUUCUGUGGACCAGAAGGACUUGGUAGCUAUAGCGCGCCUAAGAUCAGGGCUGAGAGAGCUGAUGGUGCCAUCUUGUUGUGUCUUUUGGAGUGAAGAAGAUGAAGAUUACUAUGAUGAGGAUGAAGCUCUUUUAGAUUUGCAGUACAAGGUAUCCGAAAGCCUUGGGCGUAGGUGGCAUCUGCUACCAGAAUUUAGUGUUCCACCAGCAGUUUUCUUCAGGAAUGCAGAUGCAGACAAUGCUUAUAUGUCUGAGUUGCUGGAAGACCAAACGUGGAGGAUGUUUUCAUAAAAUCCCUGCGACAGGAAAGACAGCUGGAAUAAUCAAGGGAUGUCUAUUUGCUUUUGUUUAUGUAACCUACUAGACAUUACAAACAAAUGCUUUUAAUGAGCAUAACAUUUUGUUUAAUGGUAAGUCCCAAGAUUUUAGGCAUUUAUAAAAAUUACUUUAGUAUGUUUACAAAAAUGUAUAUCCCUAAGAAAAGGCUGUUUUUUUUCCUCUAAAAUUAUAACUGUACAAUAUAAAUGUCAAAAUCAUUUGACUUUUUAAAAAAUGGCACUAAAAAAUUAGACCCAUAUUUUUAUCUAAAGUUUAUUUUUUUCUGCAUUUGACAGUAUCUUGAUCAGCAUGUAAACAUGUCCUAUGUCCCAGUAGGGGCGACAGGCAUACAUG
This is a messenger RNA of Physella acuta, 1755 nucleotides long. Its product is annotated as F-box only protein 33. Lineage: Eukaryota; Metazoa; Mollusca; Gastropoda; Physidae. The record is from RefSeq and is a predicted model, not a curated record. Gene Ontology annotation, molecular function: protein binding. Gene Ontology annotation, biological process: positive regulation of protein ubiquitination.